Messenger RNA from Eucalyptus grandis, 2475 nucleotides. RefSeq lists its product as uncharacterized. The record is from RefSeq and is a predicted model, not a curated record. NCBI's taxonomy places the organism in Eukaryota, Viridiplantae, Streptophyta, Magnoliopsida, Myrtales, Myrtaceae. The coding region runs from base 154 to 2328 and encodes 724 amino acids. The transcript is spliced from 2 exons.
GAUGGCAUCUGUUUCUUGGUUCAGGGUUUGCCAGUUCAGGCUUCGAACGUCAACUGCUGUCUCGUCUUUUCAGGAAAUAAACCUCCACAGGUCCAAGUAAAGCUACAUCAGUUGGUGGAAAUCCAUAGGAAGGUAGAGAAGGAGCUUGCACUAAUGGAGAUAACAGAGGAAAUAAAAACAUCAAAGGAUCUGUUUGACGUAAAUUUGAGGGAAAUCUGGAAGAAGUGGGAGCUGAGAGCCAUGGUUCUGUUCACACUUGGUGUCCAAAUAGUCCUCCUCCUUCUGGGCAACAGAAGGAAGUCCUGCCCCAAGGUUUGGCUGAGAGUCCUUGUUUGGUGUGCCUAUUUGACUUCAGAUUAUGUAGCAACCGUCGCUCUCGGUGUCCUCUCGAGAAAGCUAGGAGAGGUGAAUGAACAAUCUGGCUAUCUUGAUGAUAACAGCAAGCUAGUUGCUUUGUGGGCACCAUUGCUUUUGCUUCUCCUGGGCGGCCCUGACACCAUCACUGCUUAUUCCUUGGAAGACAAUGCACUCUGGCUCAGACAUCUUCUUGCCCUGGGUGUUCAAGCAGGAGCAACAGCUUAUGUUCUGUUCAUGGCCUGGACAAGCUCUUCUCUGUCGGUUUUGUCACUUGUGAUGAUCUUGGUUGGGCUAAUCAAGUAUGGUGAGAGGACAUGGGUCCGGUGGCUGGCAAGCAAGGAUAAGCUCAGAGAAUCUAUGCUCAGUCCACCUGAUCCCAGCCCUAACUACCCUAGAUUCAUGGCGGAGUACAGCCUAAAGCAGGCUGAGGGGUACCAUGUCACCGCUGAUGAAGUAAUUGAAGUUCAAGUCCCGGCUGGUCUUUAUGCAACUGGCGAUCUGUCUAAUAUUAAUUAUGCCCAAAAAACCAAACGUGGAAUUCCUGUCCAUCUUAUAAUUAAGGCCUAUGGAUUGCUUCAAAUAUUUAAGUGUCUCUUCAUCGAUCUGAUACUAAGUUAUGACGACCGGGACUUGAGUCGGUCCAUAUUCAAGGGUAUCUCAUGGAAUGACGCUUUUCAACUGAUAGAGAUCGAACUUGGGUUCAUGUAUGAUUUGCUCUACACGAAGGCCAUGCUUUUGUAUAGUGUUUGGGGAUUCCGACGCCGAUUUAUUACUUUCUCCCUCACUCUCCUUGUGCUUGCAUUCUUUUCUCUCAUUGAGAAGUACCCCGAGCGUUCGACCGAAAAAGAAAAGUACGCCGAGUGCUCAACAGUCGACCUUUAUAUAACUUAUGCAUUGCUGGUCGUCAUCAUUAUUUUCGAAAUUUACUCCAUCUUGAUACUCCUGUCCUCGGACUGGACAGACGUGUGGUUGAGUGUGCAUAACAAGAGCCGCGCCCUUCACCAUGCUGUGACUUGUGUCCAGUUGCCUAAACAGCCUCGGUGGUCGAAUUCCAUUGCUCAGUUCAGCUUGCUAGAGUUCUGCAUCAAUGAAAAUCCCUUGGUCUGCCAUGGAAUUCUCAAGCGCUUAAACAUCAAUGAGAAGCUGGAUAAGUAUCACUACACGGCCUUUGAAAAAGUACAGCCCGAGCUUAAAAAAAUGAUCUUUGAACGCGUGAAGGUGAAGUAUGAUGAUCGCAUGAAGAUGAAGUCUGAUAAGCUUGAAAUGCCCACGGAUCCAGGCCAAAUUGGCACAGUACUCGAUGGUUAUGAACAUAAAGAUGAAAUUUGGAGCACCGAGGCGGAGUUCGACCAAAUUAUCCUCACUUGGCACAUUGCGACCGAACUUUGCUACUACUCGGACAAUGUAAGAGAGUUCACCGAGUACAGACUAAGCAAGCUCCUGUCACGGUACAUGUUUUAUCUCCUAGUCAGGUACCCUUCCACGUUGCCUAACGGAAUCGGGCAGAUCAGGAUCCGGGACACAUUUGCCGAGGCCAUAAAGUUCUUCGAAGAGCAAGCCCAUUCCAAUCCCAGACGUGGAGAGAGCCACGGUGCCUCCAGCAAUGAGGUGGUCCGCAGAAGCCGGAGAGCUCUUAAAUCAGCUUGCGAUAUGUUACUAAAAGUGAACACCGAGGUUCCUCCAACGAAGGUUAAGGGUGGUAGGAGCAAAUCGGUGUUGUUUGACGGAUGCCAGCUCGCGACGGCGCUAAAUAAAGUGGAGAGAACAAAGAAGUGGAAAAUGAUCGGGCAUCUUUGGGUGGAGGUAUUGUUGUUCGCAGCAAGCCAAAGUAGAGGGGAUUGCCACGCUGAUCAGCUGAGGAGAGGAGGAGAGCUUCUCACUCAUGUUUGGCUCCUGCUCGCGCAUUUUGGGCUGACCGAUCACUUCAAGAUGACCCAAGGCCAUGCAAUAGCAAAGCUUAUAUUAAGAUAGGAAUCUUAGGGAGAUCAGUAUGCAUCUUCUGAUGUUGUGUGUUUACUUUUGAAUGGAGUGUUGCAUCACUUUGAGUGACCAAAUCAUCUUUGUAAUAUAUUCUGGGGAGGCCUAAUCCCGUUUAAAACCUGCAUAAGUUUUCCUUAA